Molecule: messenger RNA, 739 nt
Organism: Lasiosphaeria miniovina
Lineage: Eukaryota; Fungi; Ascomycota; Sordariomycetes; Sordariales; Lasiosphaeriaceae
Exons: 2
Coding region: 141-563 (140 amino acids)
Source: RefSeq, a predicted model, not a curated record
AUAAAAAACGCAACUAGCGCAAUCGAUAACGCAAUCGAUACGAUAUCGAACGCAGUGCAGCGCGCAAUCGAUAUCGAUUGCACAAACCCCUCCAAACCCCUCCCUCAUCGUCUCCCACAAACACCACCACCACCACCACCAUGGAUAUCUCUACACUUUCAAUUACUUCUUCAAGAACUCGAUCAGCAGUUUGGGAGCAUGCUCGACCUGCUCUUGACUGUGAACUUAUUAAAGAUGGUCGGUCUCUUAUUUGGUACGGCAAGUAUUGCCCUGAUUACUCUGCAAGGAGCACAACAACGGCAAAAAACCACCUAAGGUCGAAGCACCCUGAGAACGCGAUCGUACGAGUCGAGGCUGCAGCUGGUCUAGAAGUCGAUAGACAGGAGCUUAUACAAGCCAUUGUGAAGUGUAUUGUGCGGUAUGAUCUCCCCUUUCGCCUAGUCGAGUGGCCAGAAUUCCAUCGCAUUCUCGAAAUCGCAAAUCUAACCCUUACAAAAGAUAAUGGCCUUGUUGUUUCACACCAUUCUUCAGUCUCCAAGGCGAUGAAUCAACUGUACGACUAAGGAUUUGACAAUCUUCGGAAGCAACUUCAGUCGGCCGUGUCGAAAAUCCAUUUUGCAGCCGAUAUCUGGACUUCAUCUAACCGACUUCUUUUCCUCGGCAUCACUAUUUAAGGCCCCGAUCAAACAUCGGUUGUCGCUCCUCUCUUCGAGUCUCUUGGAAUCAGCAAAAACCUCGG